Molecule: messenger RNA, 6639 nt
Organism: Pseudophryne corroboree (corroboree frog)
Lineage: Eukaryota; Metazoa; Chordata; Amphibia; Anura; Myobatrachidae
Gene: KDM3B
Product: lysine demethylase 3B
Exons: 24
Coding region: 296-5425 (1709 amino acids)
Biological process (GO): regulation of transcription by RNA polymerase II
Cellular component (GO): histone deacetylase complex; chromatin
Molecular function (GO): histone H3K9 demethylase activity; transcription coregulator activity; chromatin DNA binding
Source: RefSeq, a predicted model, not a curated record
GGUGACCACCCAGUUGCUAGAGUUCCCUCUCUGAAGAGGGCGCUCUUGUCUGCGUGAUAGGGCUUGGACUACAGAGGACGUAGGGCGCUUUCAGUGUAUUGUUUUGGGCCGCUAUUCUCCUCCUCGCCACACGGGGCGCUGUUGACUCCUCGCAGCGCACUCCCAGCCGCACGGCGGCGUUGUUGUGUAACGCGUUGUCCCCGCGGGUGCUGCAGAGGCCUCGCUCCUUCCACGUCCGGUGAUCGAGCUCUGUGGCGGUGCUCUCGGUGCACCGGGAGGAGAGCGGUGCUCGAUAAUGGCGGCCCCUGUGUCUCCGGUGGGGAAGCGACUGAGGCUACUGUUUGACGGAAGCUCCCCUGGACGAGAGGGAACCCCUGAUCCUUCUAUCCCGCUGGGGAAGCGGGCCUGGGAGGGCGGAACCGUGCGGGGCCUGAAGGGAGCGGCGCCCGAGGAGCUUGCUGUGUAUGUGGAAUUUGAUGACAGAAGCUUUAGACCACAUUCAUGGAUUCAAGUUCAUGGAGAAGAUGUUUUGGUAAUCCUACUGGAAGGACCACUAGUCUGGUCACCCAGGAAAGAGCCCAUUAUUAUCCAAGGCAGCAGAGUCUGCCCCACACAUUGGCCUGCACUGACCUUCACAUCUUUGGUGGAUAAGUUGGGUCUGGGAACACUGGUCCCUAUAGAGUUCCUUUUGGAAGAAAUAUUGAAUUUCCUGCCAGAUGCCAGCACUCUUCGUCUUUACCAGCAGAUGGGAGUAGACAGUCAUAAGCUGGUUUUGAAAGAACAGCCAUUAUUGCGGGAUGCUGUAACAGAUGUGAUUAAUUCAAGAAAAAUUCAAGAGAUCAUUUUGAGAGGUAUUUGCAGUAUUCAAGGUCAGGAAGUUAAGGUUUUCAGACCAGAUGAAGAUCCAGCAUGGGUUUGUGGAGUUGUGACACAUCAAGACCCUCUUACCCGGAUAAUAAACGUUACAAUGACUGAGGGGUCCGAGAUUGUGACGAUUGAUCCAAAAUUGGUACAUGUCGUGCUAGUUGAUGAUUCUGUGUUAGAGCCUGAGGAUGCUCUGUUAAAAGUAACGAAAGCAUCAAAACAAAAGAAGAAGAAAGAAAAUGCAGAUGGUAGGGACAACAGAAGAAGAAAACUACCUCCAGAUGCAGAAGGUGAUUCUUCUGGAAAGAAACAGAAAGCAGAAAAGAAAGAUUUAGAUAGCAAUGGUGGAGAUUCAAAUGAGAUAAAUCGGGGAUCUUUAAAAGGAAGCGGCAGUGCAGACACCACACCAGAUUCAAGAUCCAAGCAAAUGCUUCACUUUGUUCCACAAAUUAAUCGCAAUAUUCGCUUUGCAACUUACACCAAAGAAAAUGGGCGAACAUUGGUUGUCCAAGAUCAGCCUGUUGGCGACGGGGCAUCCCUAGCUUUUCCUUCAUUUUCGGCAAUGGCUACUCAAAACUCUGCGCCAGAAGCUGGAAGGUCUGGGAGUAAAGGUGCUUUGUUAGUCGAUAACAUUGGAAAUACUACUGAGACUUUGACAUCUGUUGCAGCAACACCAACCACCGUAAGAAUCUCUGACACCAGCCUUUCCACCAUGACAGGAGAGGAAAAUAAGACAUCGAGCUGGGCUAUCGGAGAGAAUUUCAGAAAAUCUGUGCCUGCCAAUAGUGGAUUUGGGAUGUCUGUCCACCAGUCAACUUUUGAAGAGGACCGAAGUCAAUCAAAUGGUACAGUUCAAGGAAACCAAUCUGUUGGGUUCCAGUUUGGGACAAGCAGUGUUCAGGAGGAGUCAAAAGACACUGAUCCGUCUAAAAAUCUAUUUUUUCAGUGUAUGUCACAAAAUCUCCCACCAAGUAACUAUUUCACUGCCAUAUCAGAGAGUGUUGUAGAAGAGCCUUCAAACAAGGAUCCGGGGAAGCAAUGCAAGGACGUUCUGUCUUCCGCACUCUUUAAACCGAAGGCUCUCGCUUCAACAGAUCCUAAAGCAAAUGCAAAAAUGGCUUUUUCCGAAUCUAUGCCAAAACUCACUCCUGCAUUUCCAGGAAAGGUGUUAAGCACUCGACCACCUAAGAGCCAUGAGAAUCUAUUCUUGCAACCCCCGAAGCUGUCUCGUGAGGAACCGUCAAAUCCAUUCCUGGCUUUUUCAGAUAACAAAGAACUUUCACCAUUUGGCUUUUCAACCCAGCCGGUCCAAAGCUCAAUAACUGGUACGCCUCCAUCACCUAUAUGGCAAGAACAGCAUAAGGUUGAUGAAUCUGGCUCUGUGGUGAAAAGCAAACCCUUGUUUAUUUCAACAGAGUCCCUAAAGAGACUGCCUAUUACCACAGGUGCAUCAGAAAGUUCUGCAUUUUUAGGAAAUGGACGAUCAGAUUCCCCAGCAAAUAGCCUAAGUCAACCAAUUGAAAUGCCAACAUUGUCAUCAAGUCCUACUGAAGAUAAGCCUGCAAUUGGAUCAGGACAACUGGACAAUCCCUUGUUAAGAACCUUUACUGCUCUGUCAAGUAGGUUGCAGCCUGGUGUCCUCAACUCCUCUGAAUUCUCUCAAGAUAGUAGAGCAGCUUUUGAAUCGGUUAACAGAUUCACACUGGAUGAGCGAAGCAGGACGUCAAAAGCAGAUUCUGAUUCUAGUACUAAUAGUGACUUGAGUGACUUGAGUGAUACAGAGGAGCAGCUGAAUGCUAGGGCUGGUUUUAAAGGUAUUCCAGAACAUCUUGUUGGGAGGCUAGGACCUAAUGGAGAGCAUGGCGUGGACUUGUUUAUGGGGAAAGGCAGAGGAAAACAGGUGACAAAAGGAAGACCAAGAACUACUCCACUCAAAGUUGGACAAUCUAUUUUAAAAGACAUGAGUAAAGUAAGAAAACUGAAGCAGUCAGGAGAACCAUUUCUUCAAGAUGGUUCAUGCAUCAAUGUUGCUCCGCAUUUGCAUAAGUGUCGGGAGUGCAGAUUGGAACGGUACCGCAAAUUUAAAGAACCCGAUCAGGAUGAUUCCACAGUGGCUUGUAGAUUCUUUCACUUUCGCAGACUGAUUUUUACCAGGAAAGGAAUUCUUCGUGUUGAAGGCUUCUUGAGUCCACAGCAAAGUGAUUCCGAAGCAAUACGUUUGUGGGUUCCCAACUCUGUUCCAGCUGAGGGCAUUGAUUUAGAGACCUCAAAAUAUAUUCUUGCUAAUGUUGGAGAUCAGUUUUGUCAGUUGGUUAUGUCCGAGAAAGAAGCGAUGAUGAUGGUGGAACCACAACAAAAGGUUGCCUGGAAACGAGCAGUUAGAGGCGUUAGGGAGAUGUGUGAUGUCUGUGAGACUACACUCUUCAAUAUUCACUGGGUUUGUCGCAAGUGCGGAUUUGGGGUCUGUCUUGAUUGUUAUCGACUAAGAAAGAAUAGGCCUCGCAGAGAAGACGACACAAGUGAUGAAGAAGUUUUUGCCUGGCUAAAAUGUGCUAAAGGACAACCUCAUGAACCAGAGAAUCUCAUGCCCACUCAGAUUAUCCCUGGCACUGCCCUUUACAGCAUUGGAGAUAUGGUCCAUGCAGCAAGAGGGAAAUGGGGUAUCAAGGCCAACUGUCCAUGUAUUAGCAGACACAACAAAACCGUUUUGAGACCAGCAGUAACUAAUGGCAUGUCCCAGCUGCCAAGUGUAAAUACUACUCCUACAUGUGAGGCAACUACAUCAUCCACUACAGAGCAAGCAAGUGAAAAUGACAUUAAAACAGAGGACAUUUUGAAAACGGAUACUGCUGACAGUGUUACAGAGGACACCAUGACUGAAUCAAAUCAUUUUCAAAACAGCACAGACAAUAAAAACAGACAGCAGUCCCCAGAAUCCACUCCAUCUGCCUUGCAUUGGCUGGCAGACCUGGCAGCACAGAAAGCAAAAGAGGAGACAAAAGAUCCUAGUUCAUUACGAUCAAUACAACCUAAAGACUCAAAUUCUUCGUUUGGUUUGGAUUCCUUUAAUUCAAGUGUUAAGACCUCUUCAUCCCCGAAACUUUUCAAUAGCCUUUUACUAGGCCCAGCUGCCUCCAACACCAAAUCUGAAGGAUCCAGUUUAAGAGAUUUACUUCACUCGGGACCUGGUAAACUUUCUCAAGGAACAAUGGAGACGGGGGUCCCAUUUCCACCGGUCUUCAAUUCUGCAGCAAAAGGAAAAUCCAGCUUGCCAAACUUUCUGGACCACAUUAUUGCUUCUGUCGUAGAAAACAAAAAAACAUCUGAUGCUGCUAAGAGAGCCAGUAGUUCAACUGAGAGUCUGAAGGAGGGAAAAGAAAUGGUGAUGGGCUUAAAUGUUCUUGAUCCACACACCUCCCAUUCCUGGCUUUGUGAUGGGAGACUUCUCUGUCUUCAUGAUCCAAGCAACAAAAAUAACUGGAAAAUCUUCAGGGAAUGUUGGAAACAAGGUCAGCCCGUGCUUGUUUCUGGAGUUCAGAAAAAACUUAAGUCUGAGUUAUGGAAGCCUGAGGCAUUUAGCCUGGAGUUUGGAGAUCAAGAUGUAGACUUGGUGAAUUGUCGGAACUGUGCUAUAAUUUCAGAUGUGAAAGUUCGUGAUUUUUGGGAUGGAUUUGAAGUUAUCGAAAAAAGACUGAGAUCAGAUGAUGGCUCUCCGAUGGUCCUUAAACUGAAGGAUUGGCCUCCAGGAGAGGAUUUUAGAGACAUGAUGCCUACACGAUUUGAAGAUUUAAUGGAGAACCUUCCUUUGCCAGAAUAUACAAAGCGAGAUGGGAGGCUCAAUUUGGCUUCUAGAUUGCCCAGCUACUUUGUACGACCAGAUCUUGGGCCCAAGAUGUAUAAUGCUUAUGGCUUAAUUACUGCUGAAGAUAGACGGGUUGGAACAACAAAUUUGCAUUUGGAUGUAUCGGAUGCCGUUAACGUCAUGGUUUAUGUAGGAAUACCAAAAGGAGAGAGUGCACAUGAUGAAGAGGUACUUAAGACCAUUGAUGAAGGUGAUGCAGACGAGGUAACAAAAAAACGAAUUCAUGAGGGUAAAGAGAAGCCCGGAGCUUUGUGGCACAUUUACGCUGCCAAGGAUGCAGAGAAGAUACGUGAGCUACUUAGAAAGGUUGGGGAUGAACAAGGCCAGGAAAAUCCGUCAGAUCAUGAUCCCAUACAUGAUCAAAGUUGGUAUUUAGACCAGGCAUUACGUAAGCGACUCUAUGAUGAAUAUGGUGUACAAGGCUGGGCAAUUGUACAGUUCUUGGGCGAUGCAGUGUUUAUUCCAGCUGGAGCACCACAUCAGGUCCACAAUCUAUACAGCUGUAUAAAAGUAGCUGAAGAUUUUGUCUCUCCAGAACAUGUGAAACACUGCUUCCGCCUAACACAGGAAUUUAGACACUUGUCAAAUACACAUACAAAUCAUGAGGACAAACUACAGGUGAAGAAUAUUAUCUACCAUGCAGUGAAAGAUGCCGUUGGAACGCUAAGAUCCCAUGAGGCUAAAUUGGUUAGAGCAUAGAAAACCUCUGUCUUCUCUCUUGGGAGAUUGUGACACAGGCCUUUCUCAAAUUUUGGAUUUGUCACUUUCUUUGACUAAAGGCAAUUACCGCAAGACCGAAUGGAUCCAUUACACAACCUAGGCACGAUUUUUCUAUCCAGCCUCACAUCUCAAGUACUAUUGACCUGUUUCACUUCUGCACUUAAUUGAAAGGCAUCUUUUUCUGUUGCCGCCUUGAAAUCUAGCCACACUAGCACUGGUCCAUUCUGCUUCUAGUCAGAUUCAGAACUAGAAAUCUAGAAGAGUAUGAUUGGCUUCUCAUGCAUAAUUUUCCAGUCUUUGAAGAAGUCUUCAAAAUUAAUUCAAGGUGAACUAACAUAGAUAAAGCGUUGCAGAAAAACGUUCAUAAGGCACCCACGUAUCUAACACAACGGAUAAGAUAUUUGUCCUCGUAGUUAUUUGCAAUACAAAUCAAGUUGUUAAAACGUUUUAAACAGCAUAGUUCAAUAUGCUAGUUCUAAAUAAAAUGGAGGGUGCUGAAUUAAUGCUUUUACUAGGGGAAGCAAGGGAUUGAAAAAAACUGUAUUUAUUAAGGAACUUAGGUUUGUAGUAAAACAGUUAAUCUUUCAUUAAAUUAGACAUUUUUAGAACUUUUGAAAUGCCACUGCUGUUUUCCUGCAUUACAAGAAAGGCACAUUGCAUUUAGUCUUCCUCUCCAAUUGACUUUUUCUGUAGAUUCAUUCAUAUAUGAGUGCAAGAAAUAGGAAGAGUCAAGAAUCUGUAAAACAGAGCGCGUGGUCAUGUCAGAGUAAGCAUUUACUGGGCAUCUCACCACCGCGGAUUCACCAAGUGUACACUGUUGCUCUAGCAACGUCAUGCAAAAUGUUUCGCACAUGUUUUCCAUUUUCCUUUUUAUGUUGUGCCCAUCGGAAGAAAACCAAUAUUUUUAGCAACUUCAGUUACAUCUUUACAUGUUGGGACAAAUAAAAUUCAGUCAGAUAUCAUUGUUACAAAUAUCAGAGCUUUCCAUAAUGACUUGAGGAAAGUUGAUGAUUUCUCCACCUGUAUUGUUGACACUUUGCAGGUCUGUUUAUAUAUUCAGUUAUACAAGUUUUUUAAGUGAUUUACUGUAGAAUACUUUUAAUUUGACUUCCUGUAAUUUUGAUUUUGUGAAGGGCUGACUAUAGGGUUUCCAUGUUCUUAUUAAAGUACAAUGAAUCUCUAUUUUGAGUUAA